CGCGGCGGAGCCAUGGCCCAGAAGGUGGAGGGGCGGCCUCUGAAGGAAACCCUUUCGCUCUGGACACGGGAGCAAGCCCGGCUGAAGGCCCGCGUCGUAGUCCGGAACACCGAGGCGUGGCAGCGGGACCCCGCCUUCUCGGGCUUACACAGGGUCGGGGGCGUUGAUGUGUCCUUCGUGAAAGGGGACAGUGACAGCGCCUGUGCCUCCCUGGUGGUGCUCAGCUACCCUGAGCUCGAGGUGCUGUACGAGGACAGCGGCAUGGUCAGCCUGAUGGCCCCCUACGUGUCAGGCUUCCUGGCCUUCCGAGAGGCACCCUUCCUGGUGGAUGCAGUACAGCGGCUACAGGCAAAGGAGCCCGGCCUCAUGCCCCAGGUCAUUCUUGUGGAUGGAAACGGGGUGCUCCACCACCAAGGCUUCGGGGUGGCCUGCCACCUUGGUGUCCUCACAGAUCUGCCCUGCGUUGGGGUGGCCAAGAAACUUCUGCAGGUGGAUGGGCUGGAGAACAACGCCCUGCACAGGGAGAAGAUACAGCUCUUACAGGCUGGAGGAGACCACUUCCCGCUGAUGGGAAGCUCUGGGACUGUCCUGGGAGUGGCCCUGAAGAGCCACGACCACAGCACCAAGCCCCUCUACAUCUCCGUGGGCCACAAGAUCAGCCUGGAGUCUGCUGUAUGCCUGACCCACCACUGCUGCAGGUUCCGGAUUCCUGAGCCUGUGCGCCAGGCUGACAUCCGCUCCCGAGAGUAUAUCCGUAGGAUCCUGGAACUGCCUGGGCCACCAGCACUCAGGCAGAAGAGGAGCCAGAAGGCGCAGAAGCCAAAGGCAUGCCCCAAAGAAGGCUCAGGGAGCCCACAGAUGAGGCCUGCGAAGGACCACAGCCAAGGCCCCAGGACAGACCUGAGAGCCCCAAAGCCGAGCUCCCAGGGGCGGUAGGACAAGGGCUGGCAGUGGAGUGGAACUGGGCACCGUGAAGAUGCAAAGGCCACCAACCACCCCACUCUGGCCUCGGGACAGUGACCAUCCUUAGGGGGCUGGUCUCUGGGGUCUUGGAGGGACCUUACCCCACAGCUGCAGGUAGAAUGCCACUCCCUAAAAAUGUGCUGACCACAUUACCUUCAGGGGCACAAUGGGCACAGCUGUGCUUGGGUGGGUUGGAAGUGACCACUUCACCCUGCUCUGACAUCAGCUGGUGGACCAUGGUCAGGGUGCCCAGCAGAGGACAGACUGCACGGGGCCAAGUGCCAGACCUGAGGACACAUGAGACUGCCUUCCCAGAGCCCAGGAAAGGGAUUCAGAGCUCAAGUGCCAGGCGGGCCUGUGGCUGCCAACCUAAACAGGCAUCCAAGCUGCAGGCUCGCCCAGCCCCCCAGAAUGUACUGGCCUCUGCUUGCUCUC
Molecule: messenger RNA, 1398 nt
Organism: Nycticebus coucang (slow loris)
Lineage: Eukaryota; Metazoa; Chordata; Mammalia; Primates; Lorisidae
Gene: ENDOV
Product: endonuclease V
Biological process (GO): DNA repair
Cellular component (GO): nucleolus; cytoplasm
Molecular function (GO): RNA endonuclease activity producing 5'-phosphomonoesters, hydrolytic mechanism; single-stranded RNA binding
Source: RefSeq, a predicted model, not a curated record